GCGCUAUUCGCUCGAAUUACGGGGUUGACAUCAACUUGGCCGAGUUACUCAACCAGGCAGGCUGGGCGUGAUAUACAUCUCGAAUUAAAUUCGAACAUUCAUUUAGUAAAUCAUUCGUGUGAUCCAACACUGGAGUGGGAUAUGUCGCCCAUGGAGAUAAGGGUAAGCCGCAAUCGCGACCUGAAGAAGGGCGAUAUGCUUUCUUUUUUGUAUCCCAGUACGGAGUGGGUACUGGUCCAGUCUUUCGAUUCCUCAUGUUAG
Molecule: messenger RNA, 261 nt
Organism: Talaromyces proteolyticus
Lineage: Eukaryota; Fungi; Ascomycota; Eurotiomycetes; Eurotiales; Trichocomaceae
Exons: 1
Source: RefSeq, a predicted model, not a curated record